Alosa sapidissima (American shad) is the source of this 4877-nucleotide messenger RNA. It is a transcript of the gene lrrc9, whose product is annotated as leucine rich repeat containing 9. Lineage: Eukaryota; Metazoa; Chordata; Actinopteri; Clupeiformes; Clupeidae. The record is from RefSeq and is a predicted model, not a curated record. The transcript has 33 exons. Bases 184 to 4641 code for a protein of 1485 amino acids. Gene Ontology annotation, molecular function: protein binding.
UUCCAAUAUGGCUCCCCAGCAACGCUCUUAGUUACCCGUUGAUGACAAACAUUGCGGGGGAUAUGCCUCGUGGGGUGGUGUACCUGUUACUUGAGGACGUUUGAGCAAGAAAAUAACACUAUGCUUUGCCACAGCUCCCAUCUAACAACUCCGUUUGGUCAUAUUUGACAGCAGAAGCAAAAUAUGACACUGAUUGAAAAGCAACGACAAAUUGGAGACGAAGAAGUCAUCAAAGAAUUGUGCUCUGCGAAUGGAUUGUCAUGUGAGAAAGUAUGUCAAGAUGGAAGUGGUAUUUCAUCGUUGGAGGUGUUCUUCUCGGGGUACCCACGUAUGGUUGGUCUCUCCUUCUUUCCCCGACUCUCCAAACUCGUCAUCAUGGGCCAGAGUGUGACCCAUAUUCAGGGAUUGGAGCACUGCCCUCUGCUUAAAGAACUUUGGGUCGCAGAAUGCCAGUUGAAGGAAAUUUCCAGAUUGCAUAACUGCCUUCAGCUUCAAAAGUUGUAUCUGUAUGACAAUCGCAUUAGUGAAAUUGCAAAUCUGGAACUACUUGUAAACCUUGAAGUUUUGUGGCUCAACAGCAACCUCAUCACCAAGAUAGAGGGACUGGAAACACUUGAAAAACUGAAGGAACUGAACCUCGCAGAAAAUGCCAUAGAAAGGAUCGGACACAGUCUGGAUCCCAACAUCAAUCUACAAAACCUCAACCUCUCAGGAAACCAAAUCAGCUCAUUUAAGGAGCUGACCCCCCUGGCAGCACUGGGCCAGCUGAAGGAGUUGGGCCUGCAGGACCCCCAGUCUGGGCCCAACCCUGUGUGUCUGCUGUACAACUACGCCACUCACCUGCUCUACCACCUACCUCAGCUGCAGCGCCUGGACACACACCGCAUCUCCAGCAAGCAGAUCAAGGAUACAGCAGAGUCCACCGUGUUGAAGAAGAUGAUGUACUACAGCAUGCGCGUGCGCUUAGUCCAGAGGCAGCUGGACGAGACUCAAGCCAGACUGCUGGAGCAGAGAAAUGGUCGCCUGCAGCUGCCCUGGGACAGAAUCCACAUGCUCACCUGCACCCUGAAGACGCUGGAGCUGGAGCUCUCUGAGAUGCAGGCCACUGGCAGGAGAUCAGCCCGCACCUGGGAGGAGGUGGCGUCUCCCGCAACUGAAGGCUCCGGAGACCCCAGCGACACGCUGUCCGAACUAAGCCGUGACCCGGGCCAGGAGCAGAGGCUGCUGGGUAAACUGGACGCCAUCAGGGAGAGGCUGCGCCUCUGGAACCAGAGAAUGGAAGAAGUAGAGGCACAGCACAGGCGAGAGGUGAAGCUGGCUACAGACAGGAAGGAGAUGACGGAGCACUUUCUGGUGCUUGAGCUGGAGACAGUGGGCAACAUCCGCUUUGAGGAGGGCAGCACCAGCGACACCUGGUUUACUUCCUGUUAUGACCUGCUGCUGUCCCGUUUCUGUGCAUGGGACUAUUCCAAAUAUGACGUCACUGGCAUCAAAGUCAAGCACAUCAUCCGGGUCCAUAACCGCGCUCUGCGGCUGCGCUUCGAGAACAAACUCCACAGCCUGCUGGCCAGUAAAGACUCCCAGCUCUUCUCACAGAACUAUAAGCGGGGGCUGGAUUACCUGUUCUAUGUGCCUGAUCCGGAACAUGCUCCAGAGGAAAAUGAAAUUCUGCACAUCUUAGAAAAUGGCUUUAAAACUGCUGAUCACUACAAGACGUUAGGAAGAGAGCGAGCAGUGCCGCUGUCCAACAGUCUAAGUGGUUGCGAACACCUACGAAUGAAUGCUAUCCGGAGGCAGAGCACCAAGAGUGCACAGGAGCUGCACCCAGACCCCUUACCUUUCAAAAACGGUCAGCUCAUCAUCUCAAAGGUGUUUCUGGGCCGUAGUGUGGCGCUUAAGGAAGGAGUACCUGUAGACCCCACCAACUAUCCCAAAGCCCAUUCCAUACGCAGCGUCAGCCAGAACCACCAGAGCUCAUACAAGACUGCACCUGCAGCAGAAAUUCAGUGCUCUCUCAAAGGCUCGUGCUGUGAUUGUCUUCAGCGUCAGACGCAGUGGUUUGUGUUUGAUCAUGAGCUGGUGCUGCCAGAGUACCUCGUCCACUUUGAGUACAUCACGCAGGAAGGGGUUCAGCAUCCAUCACCAAAUGAUGGUGACCUUGACCCUGCCGGUGAUCCAAAAUUGACCUCCAAUGACUUGGCUCGAGAUGAUGAGGUGCUGGCUAUGGAACCCAUACUGAAGCCCCGAGCAAAGCUCCUGAGCCUGGAUGAAAAGACCCUCCUGAACGUGGCCAGAGCCAACGUGCUCAGCCAGAUCACUGUGCUGAAUCUCCAUGGUAAUCGCCUGAGUAAACUAAAGGAGAUCUCUCGUCUGACGGCCCUCCGCCACCUGACCAUCAGUUUCAAUGAGCUCACACAGUUGGAUGACAUCUCACACCUGCCUAACCUGGAGAAUGUGGACGCCAGCUUUAACCACAUCUCCACUCUAGAGGGUUUAAGGGGCCUGCCGCGUCUCAAGCAGCUGGACCUGGCCUGGAACCAGCUGAGCUACGCCCGCGAAGAGACCGCCGUCCUGCGCAAGCACGCCCCUGCCCUCCUGCAGCUGGACACGCGCCACAACCCCUGGCACAAGUGUGAGUCGAUACGGAUGCUGGUGUUGGGCCGACUCAGGAGCCUCACUCACCUGGACGACGUCCUCAUCACGGAGGAGGAGGCAGCCGCAGCGGUCCAGGUCGCCAUGGGCUCCAGGAUCAACCAGGCCUGCCUGUUGGCUCAUGCCCGCACAGACGCUGAGCGACCGCGUAGCCUCAGCUUGCUCUCGGCAGCUCAGCUUCUCACUCACCUGAAACCCUCGCCCUUUGACCCUCGCUAUGACCUGCAACCUGGUUGGACCAGCAAGAUCACUGCCCUGAAUCUGGAUGGCCAGGGCCUGACACGCCUCUCUAACCUGGACAAGCUGGUGAACCUGCGCUGGGCCUCGUUCAACAACAACGAGCUGAGCCGUGUGGAGGGCCUGGACAACUGCAGCCUGCUGGAAGAGCUGUCUCUAGAUAACAACUGCCUCUGCAAGCUGGAUGGUAUCUCCCAGCUCCACCGCCUCACUCGUCUCAGUGUGAGUGGGAACCAGCUGACCGCGCUGGAUGGCUCCAUCCUCGACCGCCUCCCCAACCUUCACUUCCUGUCCGCAGAGAACAAUGCCCUUCACUCCCUGUAUGGAAUUCAGAGGGCACGCUUACUCUUUGAGCUGUAUUUGGGCAACAAUAAAAUUUCCACCACCAGGGAUAUCUAUAACCUCAAGGUGCUGACAAACCUGAUUAUCCUGGACCUGUAUGGGAACCCGCUGCUGGAGAAGCUGGAGAGCUACCGCAUCUAUGUGGUGUUCCAUCUACCUUCCCUCAAAGCCUUGAAUGGGGUGGCUGUGGAAGUGUCUGAGUGUGACAAUGCCAAGGAUACAUUUGGCGGGAGACUGACACCAGAUAUGGUAGCAGAGAAGCUUGGCCAUUCCAACUACAAAGAAAUUACAGAGCUGAAUAUGCAGUCCUGUUCCGUCAGGGUGGUGGAUCUAGCUCCCCCUGACCUGUUCCAGAAUCUUCACAGCAUCAAUCUAGAGCACAACAAUCUUACCUCAUUCAGUGGCCUUAUCUUCCUACCCAAAGUCAAGGCUCUUUGCCUGAACCACAACCACAUUGAAUCCAUCUUACCUCGCCAGAAGAUGCCUAUACAAAUGAGCAAUAGACAGAUUCUUUACCAUAAGGUCAGCUCUAGUGGAUACGGGCAACAAGGCUCCAACAAGGCCAAUCGGGAUUGGGAUCCAGGAGACAGUGCCGAACCGCUGAUGUCCAGUCUGGAGGUUCUCCAUCUGAGUCACAAUGGCAUCACAAAUUUGGCCAAUUUACAGUUGAGCAGGCUGACCAAUCUGAAAGCUCUCUUUCUGCAAGGAAAUGACAUCAGUCAGGUGGAGGGGCUGGAGGGCUUGUACACCCUGCGUGAGUUGGUUCUGGACCAGAACCGGAUCAGAGUUCUGAAUGAGAACUCGUUCUGCUCACAGACAUCCCUCUUGGAGCUGCACAUGUCUGAGAACCGACUGCGCGAGCUCACUCACCUGCAGCCACUGCCACAGCUGCGCCGGCUCUUCCUCAGUAUGAACAAGCUGGAGGAGCUGACUGAACUAGAGAAAUUGGAGGUUCUACCAUCCCUAAUAGAGCUUUCGGUAGUUGGAAACCCAGUGGCACGGCGCUCCCUCCACAGGCCAGGAGUGGUAUUGCGCCUCUCCAGACUGCAGGUGCUGGAUGGACUCAUGGUCACACUAGAGGAGCGAACCAGGGCUGAGCUGCUAAGCACAGACACACAGUAUUCUGCUAUGGACAUGACCCUCCCUACUCUGUUGCCAUACAUCUCCCGGGCAACUACAGUGAGAGGUGGUGCUACCGGAACACUGCUGGGGCAGGAGAUUCUCUUGGACAGUGCACACUCACACACGUGUAAGAAACAGAAACAAGGUCGUGGAGGUCAGCCUGAAGUUGUGCAUGCAGUCAGAGGCGCGGGCAGCCUACUGCCCAGCACUCACAAAAUCCUCCUCACAUACCCUGAUGAAGAGAAUAGGUUCCAGAGCAACAAUGGGCCAAAACCUCCACACAUGUAGAAGUGCAGAGGAGGCACACAAACAUGUUCUCCUUCUUUUUAUGUUUCUUGACCGUCACAUACAGAAUGCAGUGAAUAUGAAUCCAUGGUGAAAAUAUAUAUACAUUGUUAUAUUUAUAUGUUGUUUACUGUCUUUUGGUUCAUGUCAAUAUGAAUAUUGUGGGGGGUAACAUAUUAUUUUUGACAACAAUAUGUGUUAAAUGUAUCAUACAAUAAAAAAAAAUAUGUGUCCAUAAA